This is a messenger RNA of Diplodia corticola, 972 nucleotides long. RefSeq names its product mitochondrial nuclease. NCBI's taxonomy places the organism in Eukaryota, Fungi, Ascomycota, Dothideomycetes, Botryosphaeriales, Botryosphaeriaceae. Gene Ontology annotation, molecular function: metal ion binding; nucleic acid binding; RNA endonuclease activity. The record is from RefSeq and is a predicted model, not a curated record. Gene Ontology annotation, biological process: apoptotic DNA fragmentation. The coding region runs from base 1 to 972 and encodes 323 amino acids. The transcript has a single exon. Gene Ontology annotation, cellular component: mitochondrial inner membrane; nucleus.
AUGUCCAAGGCUACUUUCGCCAUCAUCGCCGCUGCAGGCGCAGCCACCGGAGCUGCAGCGACCGCAGCCUUUUACUCGAGCAAGAAAGAGGUCCCGGUGGUCCCUGUCAGUGCUUCAUCCAGCGGCGCCGCACCACCGGCACCUGUCCCGGGCUAUCCUACCGCAAAGUCUCUCGCUACCGCACCCGUCGAUCCCAACGGUCUUUUCCAAUAUGGCUUCCCCGGGCCCGUCAACGAUCUCCGCGCCGCGAAGUCGCUCACGUCCUCGUUCAACCGGCAGACGCGCAACCCGGACUGGGUCGCCGAACACAUCACUCCCGAGUCGCUGGCGACGCACAACGGCGACCGCAAGCACAGCUCCUUCGUCGAGGACGCGGCCAUCCCGGAGAAGUUCCGCGCGAAGCUGAAGGACUACUUCCGCAGCGGCUACGACCGCGGACACCAGGUGCCGGCGGCGGACGCCAAGUGGAGCCAGGAGGCCAUGGACGCGACCUUCGCGCUCAGCAACAUGUGCCCCCAGGUCGGCGACGGCUUCAACCGCGACUACUGGGCGCACCUCGAGGACUUUUGCCGGCGCCUGACGCACCGCUACCCCAGCGUCCGCAUCGUCACCGGGCCCCUGUACCUGCCGCGCCGCGAGCCCGACGGCAAGUGGCGCGUCAGCUACGAGGUCAUCGGCAGCCCGCCCAACGUCGCCGUGCCGACGCACUUUUACAAGGUCAUCUUCGCCGAGGACGGCAAGGCCGGCGGCAACGUCGCGCUGGGCGCGUUCGUGCUGCCCAACGCGCAGAUUUCGAACGACAAGCCGCUGGCGGACUUUGAGGUCCCGCUCGAGGUGGUCGAGAGGGCGAGCGGCUUGGAAUUCGCCAACAACCUGCCGGCCUCGCGGAGGAAGAAGCUGUGCGCCGAGUUUGCUUGUUCGCUCGUCAUCAAGGAGUACCAGCAGAGGCAGAAGACGUUUGCCGCCAAAUAA